Molecule: messenger RNA, 6822 nt
Organism: Labrus bergylta (ballan wrasse)
Lineage: Eukaryota; Metazoa; Chordata; Actinopteri; Labriformes; Labridae
Gene: mapk10
Product: mitogen-activated protein kinase 10
Biological process (GO): protein phosphorylation; JNK cascade
Cellular component (GO): cytoplasm; nucleus
Molecular function (GO): ATP binding; JUN kinase activity
Source: RefSeq, a predicted model, not a curated record
UCUCUCUCUCUCUCUCUCUGCUCUGGUAGGUCCACAAUGGUACAGCCAGCAUCUUGCAGCACAAUGGUCGUAAGGUGGUGUUGAGUUGGAGGAAGAGUGAUUCAGCAUCAGCAGACCUCGUCUACGUCCAUCUCUGCUUCUUUUUUCCUUUCCUCAUCGCCGUUUUUUGCCUCGUCUUGUCCCCUUUUUGCUCAUUCGCCAUCUUUGUCUUUCACGUCUAAAUGAAGCUUUCGGCUCCGCUCAGCGCAAUGUUUGGCGUCGGGAUGUUUUGAAAAAAAAAAGGACUGUCACCGGACUGGGAUCGUCAUCAGCUGGCACGGAAUGGUAUUUAUGAGCAGACAUUUCUUAUAUAACUGCAGCCAACCUAUCCUGGAUGUGAAGAUAGCCUUUUGUCAGGUGUGUGUUCCUUACAGGUAAAAAAGGGUUUUGGAAAACAAGUGGAUGUGUCAUAUAUUGCCAAACAUUACAACAUGAGCAAAAGCAAAGUGGACAACCAGUUCUACAGUGUGGAAGUGGGAGACUCUACUUUCACAGUUUUAAAACGUUACCAGAAUUUAAAGCCCAUUGGCUCUGGAGCUCAGGGAAUAGUCUGUGCGGGCUAUGAUGCUGUCCUGGACAGAAAUGUAGCCAUAAAAAAGCUGAGCAGACCCUUCCAGAACCAGACCCAUGCUAAGAGGGCUUACCGGGAGUUGGUGCUCAUGAAAUGUGUCAAUCACAAAAAUAUUAUCAGUUUAUUAAAUGUCUUCACACCACAGAAAUCAUUAGAGGAAUUCCAGGAUGUGUACCUAGUGAUGGAGCUGAUGGAUGCCAACUUGUGCCAGGUGAUUCAGAUGGAGCUUGACCAUGAGAGAAUGUCCUACCUGCUCUACCAGAUGCUGUGUGGUAUCAAACAUCUGCACUCGGCCGGUAUUAUUCACAGGGACCUCAAACCGAGCAAUAUAGUGGUGAAGUCAGACUGCACCCUGAAGAUCCUGGACUUUGGUUUGGCCAGGACUGCGGGCACCAGCUUCAUGAUGACCCCUUAUGUGGUGACUAGAUACUACAGAGCCCCGGAGGUUAUCCUGGGAAUGGGAUACAAAGAGAAUGUGGAUAUAUGGUCGGUGGGGUGCAUUAUGGGAGAAAUGGUGCGCCACAAAAUCCUCUUCCCUGGCCGAGACUACAUCGACCAGUGGAACAAGGUGAUCGAGCAGCUGGGAACACCUUCACCAGACUUCAUGAAGAAGCUGCAGCCCACAGUGAGGAACUAUGUAGAGAACCGGCCAAAGUACGCAGGCCUCACCUUCCCCAAGCUGUUCCCUGACUGCCUUUUCCCUGCUGACUCCGAGCACAACAAACUCAAAGCGAGUCAGGCCAGAGACCUGCUGUCUAAGAUGCUGAUCAUCGACCCGUCUAAACGGAUAUCGGUGGACGAGGCCUUGCAGCACCCCUACAUCAACGUGUGGUACGACCCAGCUGAGGUGGAGGCGGCCAGAGAUCUCAUCCAAAUAUCCAUGCCUCCGCCUCAGAUCUACGACAAGCAGCUGGAUGAAAGAGAACACUCCAUUGAUGAAUGGAAAGAAUUAAUCUACAAAGAGGUGAUGAACUUUGAGGAGAGAACGAAGAAUGGCGUAGUGAAGGGACAGCCUUCACCUUCAGGUGCAGCCGUGAACAGCAGCGAGAGCCUCCCUCCCUCCUCCUCCAUCAACGACAUCUCCUCCAUGUCCACCGACCAGACCCUGGCCUCAGACACUGACAGCAGCCUGGAGACCUCUGCAGGACCCCUGGGGUGUUGCAGGUGACUAGCCGCCUGCCUGCGCAACCCCAUGUUCUUCCGGAGGUGAAGAACUCGAACGAAAUGACCCACUGAAAAUAUACACACACACAAAAAAAAAAGAGUAAAGAUCAAAUUACUAUAUAUUAAGAACAAAAACAUGAGGUAUGGAAACAGAGAAUCUGAAAUGAUGAAAUCUAAAAAGCCUGUGCAUUGUCAUUCAAAAACAGCAUUUAAACUGAAGAUAAUAAGCUGAGAUAUAUGUUAAUGAUCCUCUAGUUGCUUUGCUUAUAUUACCCCACAUAUCUUGUAUAUGGCAUCCAAACAAAAACGACCAAAUGCUUAGACUUGCAUCUCCUGUAAAGUGCAUAUUGGCUGGCUGCUGGUCUCCCAAUUCCUAACGAAAGCAUUUAUGCUUCGAUCACCGUGGCAAGGUGGCCAUUUUGCUCAUCACAACUGUACAAUAAAAUCUUCAUUCCCCUUUUCCCUUUUCUUAUGUAACAACACUGCUGUAUUUUAACCUCAAGGCUUGAUCUUAGACACCCUCAUCCUCAUCCAACACAACCCCCAUGUAAGGUUGCCUGAUAUGUGUGUUUUUAUGUGGUUAUUCUGCAGGGAUAUGUAGUCGCUCUCACCCUGAGCGACGCUGCCUGCACUACUUGUAAAUAAUGUAAUUCUGUACAGCUGAUGGGCACACAGAGUGGGACUGAUGGCCAGUACACUGGGAGUUUUUUUUCUGACUAGCGCACCUUGCCACAUCACCGCUUUCCACCUCAGUUGCCCCUGCCUAUUGCUGUAGUCCUGCAUGAUUAGAUUUAAAUCAAUGCUAAUCUCACUGUAUGCUAAAAUGAGUCUGUGUAGAGACUUUUGUUUAUAUAAGAUGUGAGCUAACUCAAAUCCAGACAUCAGGGGGAGAAGGGGUCUGGUCACAGGAUAGAAUGUGUGAGUGUUUGUGUGCGUGUUAACCACUGGCAAGCCAUCGAGAGAUGAGUAAAUGUCAGGGCAGAGUUUGGGACUUAAAGGGUCAGUACACUCAGUAGAGUGAUUUAUUUGAUUGUGCUCAGACUUCUUAAGAGGAGUUUUAAAAGUCUGAUUUGUCAGUGAUUUCCCUUUUAUUCCCCUGGUAGUGUUUGAUUGGUUUCUGCACCAGCACACAGGCUGGUCCACAGCCCUGCAUGUUAUCCACCAAAUUCACACAGCAGCCAUUUUGUUCUGAUGUGGCGCUCACGGUCGGUGGGGGGGGCUUUAAUGCUGUAAUAACGUAACGCUGCGAUCCAGGUUACAAGUCAAAUAACUGCUUAAACUCUAACAAAUGAUUUUUUUUCCACCACUUUCCAUUGAUGAAGAAUAAAAUAAGAUGGGGAAAGUUUAAAUCAGUGUAUAUCUGGACAUGUCAAGCUAAAACACAACCUAGCAUCUGAUACCAGAUCACAUUCACGUACAACCAAUCUCCUAGCUAAAAUUACUGUAGGACAGGAAUUUAGACUUCUAAUAAUGUUGCUGUCACACUGUCAAACAAUAAUGUUAACCUGGGCUAAUGCUAAAUACGUCUGUGGUACAGUAGCUAAUAGGUCAAAAUUUAAAUUAGCUUAAAAUGAAACAAUGAGGCAAUCUAUCGUUAGCUACAAUGUUAUUACUAUGUUUGCUAGGAAGUGGCUAAAUACUAUACUUAGCUGUAAUAUACCAGAGCUUAUCAUUUAUCAUAUAUUUCGUUGUUAUAACUUGAAAUUUGGUCCGUUUCAAAACAAUGAUACAAUCUAGGCUAAUCUUAGCCUGGCGUUUUUGCCUUAAUCAAUAUUUUAAACCAUCGAAAUAUAAUAUCAUUAAGAGAUUAGCAGUUACCCUACAGCUAAGCUUAGCUGAUAACAAAGUUAGCUAUAGGGUACAUCAUAGGUGUGUUUUGUUUCAGCUUGAAAUGUGGAAUAAUUUCCAGGGACGAUUAUGAAAUCUAUUGUAGCUAAGAGUUGAUGCCAUUCUGCGUAUACGGUCUUAUUGACCGACCGAGCAAGUAGUUGAAUGCUAAAGUUAUCGCUUCCUAGUGGAUUAUCAAAAAUGUUUUUCUAGUUAUAUAUACUUUAAAUAUAUGGCUCAUAUACCUAUAAUUAUCCACGUCCUUUCAAGUUGCCAUCAGAUAUGUGCGUUUACCUGACAUGCUACCUGGAACAAAGCAGUACGGGGUUGUCAACAUUUUACCCUCCCGCUCUGAGAGUGACAUCAGAGAAAGGCCGCUGUGUAAACGCGGUGAACUGUGUAACAUGAACCCCUCGUAGGCACAGGAGGCUGGUCUGUUUCACAGUUGGGUUCACCAUUAAGAUAACAUUAUUAUUUAUUUGACUGAAACAUAGAUUAUUGAAGGAGUAUCAAAACACACAGUUUGUAGUUUACAGGCGGGCGAUGAGUGUUAACCUCGUAGCAAUGUGACAUUUUGUUCCAACAUAAAUAAUAUUAUUUCACUACACACAACAGAAACAAACACCCUUUUUCUGUUUGAACUAGAAACAGUCUUUCUCACAUUAUUUCGUAGCUAGAAGAUAUUUAUUGACUUAUUUAUUUUGAUAGGUGGAACUGAAAAUGGCAAGUGCCUUUUGGAACGAAGCAUUGUUGGUGCAGAAAUUAUAUUUUUUCCUCUGCUUCUUCUUUUUCUGCCUUAAAAUGAUCUGAAUCCCCAAUCCAACAUUUUUUGGUUGAACAAUAAUGAAAACACAGUUUGGCCUGAUGUUGGUGCUUUAACUUUGGGUUUUAGCUUGGAAUAGUGAAAGAAUCGAAUUGCUUUGCUGAGAUUGAAUGACUUACUUAUGCUUGUGCUGGUUUAACAUGACAUUACAUGGACGGUUUUCUACCAUUUGCAUAUUUAGGCUGAAUUUAAUUUCACUAUUUCUUAGAUUUAAUCUUCAUUUAAUAGUGUUGCCAGAUAUUCUCUAGCCGGGACACUUGCACACGCUCAGACGCUUACAUGUAUUGUUUGCAUUGAACUUUACAAAGGCCCAGCUGCAGUGAUGCACUCUUUCUCUUUAGAUUUAGAGAAGGAGAUGCACAGAAUGUGUGGCAGAAAUCAGAGAUGUUUCUCAUGUCUCAUGUCUCAUGUCCAAAUUUGAAACAUUUUUCACUAACAUACAGUUACAUAGUUUAGGGUUUUACUACAUUUUUAUUUUCAUGCUUACGACAAAACUGUGCCGCUAGAAACCUCAACUACACCCUGAGUUGUUGAUCUCAACAACAUUCUCCUUUUGUUAAACAAGAAUGAGAAAAAGAUUCAAGUUAUCUUGAUUUUUACUGCUAUAUUUCAUGAAUAUAAAUACAGCAUCACCAUCUUUCAUACUCAUGCACUUUGCAUGGCCCCUGCUUAAGAUGUUAAGUCAUGAAUUGUUAAAACACGAGGAGAUGUUUGAAGAUCACUGUUUAAAUGCACAUUUCAAAUAUUUGUUUGUUAGCAUGUCAUUUGAUCGUCCAGCUAUUUCUCUGUGAUCUCUGGUUUAGCACCCCCAUUAAACCGGCUAAAUGUUCCGCUUCACUGUACAUAUGAGGUCUCCCAAUCCCUCCCCUCAGUUUUUCUUACAGAACUGCAGAUAGCUACUUUGUUAACACUCUUACUUAGCCUGCGGCCUGUGUACAGUUAACCACACACAGACUCACAGUACCUUCACCGAGCUACAAGGGUACCUGACGGCAGCGUCUCCAGGAUAAGCUACAGCUAGCUUGGCUUUCUGUUCAGGGUCUGGCCAGGGCAAUCUUUACAAAAAAAAAAAAACAGGGUGCAACUUUGAAAAAUGACUUUUAUGUUUCGAAGAUGUACAGAAGAUUUUAUCACAAAUACUACUGUUGCUGAUAAUCUACAGGGCAUUUUUAACGAUCCAUACUACUUCAUUUGAACUUUUACACGUUUUUUCGCACAGAGCAACCACUGAAUCAUAUUCCUUUUCCUUUUUUUUCUUUUUUUUCUCUGAAUGUGAAUUGUAGAUCUUUUUUAUAAGACGUCCCUCCACACAAUUCUGUUGUUAUAACAAGGUGCUUAUGGUCCCGUUUGAUGCGCCUAAAGCAGAUCCGGUUCUAACGCAGAUGAACAGCUGGGUUGUCCGCACUGAAUGUAGAAAAUGAAUUGUUUCACUCACGUCAUUGCUGCUCUGCUUGGUCAUCAGUUUGUGUGUGUGUGUGUGUGUGUGUGUGUGUGUGAUUUCAAAUGAACCAGCAAUGAACGGCGACGGGUUUGUGAAGGUUGAUGACGUUUUAAAUAAAAUCAUGUUGGAUUGAUUUCAAGAAUGUUGAUGGAGCGUUGGUAAAGUCAUGUGUUUGGGUGUAUUUCAUGUGUGUAUUCAUGUUCAGUCACAUAGAAUUAGAAAUGUGUCAACUACCAAUCCUGCAUCUAUUUUUUUUUUUUCACAAUUAAAAGGACUUCAAAAGUUCUCGCUUGAAUCCAGGAUUAGCCAGUUUGUUAGCCAUUUAUCUAGGAAUGGCCGACUUGUCAUUCAGCCAUGUUUUUUUUCCCUGCUAAUUUUAAACUACAUGUCAGAAGUUAGGAUACAUCUUGUACUCAGCUGUGCCAACAGAAAAUCAUUGGACCCAGUACUUGUGAUCCCCAGCUUGUUUUCUCCCCCCCCCCCUCACUCUUUUUCUGUUGUCUCAUAUUGUAAAUAACAACAAUCCAACAAUGCAAUAAACACUUUAUUGCACUCAGACAGGGAGGCAAGCUACUGCAAAGGUCAGGUGAUGCUCAAAAUGUUUGGAGUCUUCAAUGUGGACUACUAAGAUGAAACCCUGUAAAGCUCAUCUGAAUCAGGUGAUGUUGUUCUUUUACGAUUCCUUCUCUCUUGUUUUCUUUUACUCUGUGCUGUUUUAAUGAAUCAUUCUUUUGACAUUGUCAGGUUGAAUAAUAAAGAAAAAAAAAAAAGGAAAUUGUAUCUGUUUCACGCUGAUCUCAAAGCUUCAGGCUCAAGCGUUUCAAAUAAAGUCAAAACAAAUGCAAAAGAAAAAAAUUACUGAAAGCUGUUACUGUAAACACAACAUUUUAAAGGAACUGUGUAUGUAAAAAUAGUAUAUGUAUGUGAUUGAAAAUAAACAAAACCUUUGAUCUUGGA